Molecule: messenger RNA, 405 nt
Organism: Camelina sativa (false flax)
Lineage: Eukaryota; Viridiplantae; Streptophyta; Magnoliopsida; Brassicales; Brassicaceae
Source: RefSeq, a predicted model, not a curated record
AUGACCACACACGCAAAGAAGGGAAUCAUCAAACCCAAUUCCAAGUACGUUAUUGCCAUCUCCAAACUCGAUGUUGAACCACAGACUGUGCUUCAAGCUCUAGCUGAUGACAAAUGGCGAGCUUCUAUAUCUGACAAAUUCAAUGCCCAACUACACUACCGUACAUGGUCUCUUGUUGCUCCAGCUCUAGGACAAAAUCUCAUGGACACCAAAUGGCUCUUUUGGUUGAAGUACUCACCUGAUGGUCCUGUGAUCAAGGCAACCACUAUUCGUAUUGUUCUUCAGACCGCCGGUCACUAUGGCUGGUCGAUCAAGCAACUCGACGUUAACAACGCCUUUCUCCAAGGCUCCUUAACAAAGGAGGUCUAUGUCUGUAAACCAGAGGGAUUCGUUGAUGCCAACUGA